Peromyscus californicus insignis is the source of this 3013-nucleotide messenger RNA. It is a transcript of the gene Dlgap5, whose product is annotated as DLG associated protein 5. Gene Ontology annotation, biological process: chromosome segregation; regulation of mitotic cell cycle; mitotic spindle organization. Gene Ontology annotation, molecular function: microtubule binding. Lineage: Eukaryota; Metazoa; Chordata; Mammalia; Rodentia; Cricetidae. The coding region runs from base 98 to 2797 and encodes 899 amino acids. Gene Ontology annotation, cellular component: nucleus; spindle pole centrosome; cytoplasm. The transcript is spliced from 19 exons. The record is from RefSeq and is a predicted model, not a curated record.
UUCAGUUCAGGGCCGGCUCGAGGCGUCCCUACUGCGGGUCUGCGGAGGUUUCUCUGUUGCGGGAUUGUUGGGGAACGGGCCCAGAAGCUGCUUCAGGAUGUCUUCAUCACAUUUUGCCAGUCGGCUUCGGAAAGAUUUAAGCACUGAAAUGAUCAGAACCCAGAUUGCUCACAGGAAGUCAUUAUCUCAGAAGGAAAACAGACACAAGGUAUAUGAACGAAACAGGCACUUCGGCUUGAAAGAUGUCAACAUUCCAUUGGAAGGUAGAGACCUUGUUAAUAUACAUGAGAUGUCUCUAGACCUCGCUCCAGAAAAGGCCAGUACCAAAACGAAGUCAGAGAAAACGGUUCUGAGUGACCAGCGGAAGCAGCUCCUCCAAAAAUACAAGGAAGAAAAGCAGCUUCAGAAAUUGAAAGAACAGCGAGAGAAAGCUAAGCGAGGAGUGUUUAAAGUGGGUCUCUACAGGCCUGCUGCCCCCGGCUUCCUCGCCACAGACCAGAGGAGUGUGAGGACCCAGCCUGCUGCCCCCGGCUUCCUCGCCACAGACCAGAGGAGUGUGAGGACCCAGCCUGCUGCCCCCGGCUUCCUCGCCACAGCCCAGAGGAGUGUGAGGACCCAGCCUGCUGCCCCGGGCUUCCUCGCCACAGCCCAGAGGAGUGUGAGGACCCAGCCUGCUGCCCCGGGCUUCCUCGCCACAGCCCAGAGGAGUGUGAGGACCCAGCCCGAGGCUUUUCCAUACAAUGGGCGGAUUACAAGAUCCAAGGCCAAAGACCAUACGGAACACACUAAGAUUGAGAGCAGGAAUGUUCUUCAAACAACACGAUGUGGCCAAAAACAAACUUCUGAAAAGAAAACACUGGACAAAGAGAAAAAAGUCGUGCAGCCCAUGGUGUCGUCAGGGAGAGUGACUGGAUCAGCUGCUCCUCAGAGGACAAAGCAGACCGCCCCAACAGUCUCGUCUGCCCCGAGAAAGCCAGUCACGAGAGUUGCUGGUGAGAAUGAAUCCGAAAGAGUGGGGCCGAGUAGAGGAAGACCUGCCAGAAAGGUGGAAGCCAAACUUGGCAAGGUCCUUCCCUCUAAAGUUGAUAGAGAAGAAAAUAGUGUGGAUCCGCAGACCAGUGUAACAAAUGGAAUGGAUCUGGGCGGCGUCUUCCCAGAGGUGGAGAGCUCAACUAAGACGGUUCCUGCAAAAGUGAAGGAGAGGAAGUCCUUUGCACCUACGCAUUGUGUGUUUCAGCCUCCGUGUGGUCUGAAGACCUAUCCAGUGGUACCCAUGAGUCAUAGAAGUGACGGCGCUUUCUUGACACCCAGUUGUGACUGGAGCCCUUUAAAACCAGAAGUCACUACCACUCAAGAUGCAGCAAACGAAAUCUUGGUGCAAAAAUCUCUAGCUUGCUCUACAGACACAACGCAGCAGGAACAAAAGGACCCCCGGAGCGCUUUGGGUUCUCCCGCAGUCUGUAAGGAAGAACAUGACUUAAAUCAAAAGGAAGCGUCUACUUCAGAUUCCAAUCCCCUUUCAGUGGGAGGAGUCACAUCACUUGAAGCAGGGGAAGGUCAGGUGUCUCAGCCACAGCAUGAUGUGCCGUAUUUCAGAAAGAUCCUCCAGUCAGAAACUGACAAGUUAACCUCACAGUGCCUGGAGUGGGACAGGAAGCUGGAACUGCACAUUCCUGAUGAUGCUAAAGACCUUAUUCGCACAACAGUUGGUCAAACAAGACUCCUUAUUAUGGAAAGAUUCAAACAGUUUGAAGGGCUGGUGGAUAAUUGUGAAUAUAAACGAGGUGAAAAAGAGACAACCUGUUCCGACCUGGAUGGAUUUUGGGAUAUGGUUUAUUUUCAGGUAGAUGAUGUAAACCAAAAAUUCAACAACCUCAUCAAACUUGAGGAAGCUGGAUGGAAAAACAAUAAUAAUUCAUGCAAAAAAGUCCUCCGGAAAAAAAUUGUGCCUGCCAGAACAAGCAAGGCAAAACAGGAUGAUAACGGAAGAAUGGCGGCUAGAAAUCGUCUCGCUGCUAUAAAAAAUGCGAUGAGAGAGAGACUGAAGCAAGAAGAGCAUGCCCCAGCCGCAGCUGUGGAAGCACCAAAGGAAGUUGACAAAAUAGUGUUCGAUGCUGGGUUUUUCAGGAUUGAGAGUCCUGUCAAAUCGUUUGCAGCACUUUCUUCUGAACGUCAUUCUCAGAGAUUUGGAGCACUUAAGUCUGCCAGCAGAGUUGUUCCUGAGAGUGGGGCUGCAGGGGACCUUCUGAGACAAAGGGUUUCGCUGGAGAAUUCUGAUCUUCACAGCAGCAAGAGUGAAAGUGUCAAUAAGACAUUGUUUUCAGACAUUCUUGAAAGCAGGUCCAGCAGAGUGGAAGACACUUCGAGUCCUGGAGAGCAAGAUUCAAGUGCCAUAGGCCAUGAUGUAAAUAAGAUGAAUGUCGAGAUGGAUUGUUCUCCUGCUGGCAGAGUGGCGGAUGAUACUAAGCAGACAGAGGCUCUUUCCGAUGUGGAAGGUGCGGAGCUACAUUCUAAAGUCAACUCCCAAGAUGUGCUGAUGAGUAAUCCUGAGAAAAACUCCCCCUCACCAAGUGUCUCCUCACAGGAAGAAGUCGAAGUGUCCCAGUCAGUACCGUUGCACAGACAGGUCACUUCUGAGCUCUACCCUCUCGAUCCACCAGCCCUGAGCAGCAGCAGUCCCUGCACACGAGUGGAGACCAGCCAGCCAGCCCGUGCCAGACACAUGUCCUUUGGUGGCGACCUCAUCGUCUUCUCACCGCUGAGACCCCGAAGUAGAGAGCACCAGGAGGGUUUUUAACUUCAAAAUAACUCCAAACAGUUUUUUUCCUUCAUAUCAUUAACUCUCUGAUAGUUCUUAAAUUGUUGGAAAUUUUGAGAAUAUGCAUUAGUAUUCACUUCUGUUUGGUCUAUUUAUACUGUAUUACAUGAUGUUUUAAUGUCCAGUGUUCAUUCACACUUCGGUGGUGAUCCUGUAAAUAUGCAGGUUAUGUAAAAUAUGAAACGUGAAGCAAUA